Messenger RNA from Paramecium tetraurelia, 213 nucleotides. RefSeq lists its product as uncharacterized. The transcript has a single exon. NCBI's taxonomy places the organism in Eukaryota, Ciliophora, Oligohymenophorea, Peniculida, Parameciidae. The record is from RefSeq and is a predicted model, not a curated record.
AUGAGAAGAACUAAAGAUGUCAGUACUCUAGUAAGUAAUCGUAUAUCCACAAGAGAUUUAGACUAACACCCGAAAAGUAAUUACAGCAAGGUUUCAAUAAUUAAUUCAUGUCGAUAAUUAGAUUCUUAGAAAAUUCUACAAGGGAAAUCUCAAUUACAAAAUACCCAUAAGACAGUUAUAUCUUUUUCUAAUUUAAAAUGGAAGAGUUAAUGA